Messenger RNA from Lagopus leucura (white-tailed ptarmigan), 2008 nucleotides. RefSeq names its product gap junction beta-6 protein. NCBI's taxonomy places the organism in Eukaryota, Metazoa, Chordata, Aves, Galliformes, Phasianidae. Gene Ontology annotation, cellular component: connexin complex. The transcript is spliced from 3 exons. The record is from RefSeq and is a predicted model, not a curated record. Gene Ontology annotation, biological process: cell communication. Bases 225 to 1016 code for a protein of 263 amino acids.
GGCCGGGAGCCUGGGGCCGGCUGUUCCUGUGGCACCGCACCGCUGAGCCCGGGUGCUGGCCCCGAAGGGGUCCCGGCGGCGCUGAGGCAGUGAGCGCGUUAUGUGAAGUGCCCGAGCAGCUGCGGCACCGAGCGAAAUAAAGGCUUCCGCAAUUGCAGGUAAUUCGCGGCACACCUACGGACGUUCGGAGAGCUGCGCCGAGGUCAUACCUUUAAAACAAGACAAUGGAUUGGGGAGCUCUGCAGACCAUCUUAGGCGGUGUAAAUAAACACUCCACCAGCAUUGGCAAGAUAUGGCUCACAGUCCUGUUCAUCUUCCGUAUCAUGAUCCUGGUUGUGGCUGCAGAGAGAGUCUGGGGAGAUGAACAAGAUGACUUUAUCUGCAACACUUUGCAACCUGGUUGCAAGAAUGUUUGCUAUGAUCACUUUUUCCCCAUCUCUCACAUCAGACUCUGGGCCCUGCAGCUGAUCUUCGUUUCUACCCCUGCACUGCUGGUGGCCAUGCAUGUGGCUUACAGGAGGCACGAGAAGAAAAGGCAGUUCAGAAAGGGAGACCAGAAAUGCGAGUAUAAGGACAUUGAAGAGAUCAGAACCCAGAAGUUUCGUAUUGAGGGCACCCUGUGGUGGACGUACACUUGCAGCAUCUUCUUCAGAUUGGUCUUUGAAGCAGUCUUCAUGUAUGCAUUCUAUUUCAUGUAUGAUGGGUUCCGAAUGCCUCGCUUAAUGAAAUGUAGUGCUUGGCCCUGCCCCAACACAGUAGACUGCUUUGUUUCUCGACCUACUGAAAAGACAGUGUUCACUAUUUUCAUGAUUGCUGUGUCCAGCAUUUGCAUUCUUUUAAAUGUGGCUGAAUUAUGUUAUUUACUGACAAAAUUUUUUCUCAGAAGGUCUAGAAAAGCUGGAAAUCAGAAACACCACCCCAACCAUGAGAAUAAAGAAGAAACCAAACAAAAUGAAAUGAAUGAGUUAAUAUCUGAUAGCUGUCAGAACACAGUUAUAGGAUUCACAAGUAGCUAAGGUGGUGUCAGUGCUGGUAUUCACUCUGAAAAGGGUGAAUGUUCUUUGUCUAAUGGCUGCAAAUAAAAUUUGUUAUACUAAACAGCUUCUGUUGGGGAAGAUUUAGAUGUGUAGUGACAGGUGUCAGCUAUGCACCUGUUGAGGAAAAAAAAAAGGCAGCUUAAACAUUUGAAAGUUAUGAGGAUUAAAUAGGAAAUUGUAUUUUCCUACAGAUAUCCUUACAAGGAUGCUCUGACAAAUGCACUAGUGCCUUUGUGUGGUUCCUUGAAAACACUAUGCAACAGCAAUAAGAACAAAAGUCUUUCCAAGCUAGAUGUGCUAAUGUUUCAAACUGUUUUGUAAUAAAGAUAGUUUUUGAUUGUAAACAGAAAAUUAAAGUAUUUUUGUAAAAUCUAAGAUUCCAUGUUACUUAAGGUGUUACAGUAAGCAACUGACUCUGCGCUUUGUUUAAGCAGGCAAUUGCAGAUGAACCCUGCGCUACCAUAUUCAUGGAGAGGAAAUAGCAUCUUUACAGCUUUGCAAGCACUGCUUGAGUCUGGAUGAGUAGCUUGAGGCACCUGCAUCCGCACUGCUGGCUGUGGGGCUGCAUGAAAUCCCCACCACAGGUAGUGUGGAGAACUGGGGUAGCUAGCUUCUGAGGGCAGUGCUGUGCCUAAAAGCAGCAUGGCGAUACAGGUGCAGUCCAAGUAGACCUGCUUUUGACAACUAGCAGACCUAGUAUAAGUAUUCCUGUUAAUCUUUUCAUUGCAUGCUGCCAAUUUUAUAGGAACAUACAUAAUUUUAUGUAAAUACUCCACUUAGCACAUGUUUAUUUCUCUAACGCAUUUGCUGUAUUUGUUUCCUUAUGCUAUAUCACAUCAUUGAACCUUUUGCUUUUGUUAGCUAUUUUUUUUCUUUUGUGGUAGACUGGUGCUGUUAUGAAACUAGGGGCUCUUUGUUCUGGAAGACAUGGGAAAGUAUCUUAAACGCUGGAAAUGGAGAAAGUCUUCUGA